GGAUUUCUAUCAUUCUGUUUCACUCACUCUGCUCUGUGCAGACUGAUAUAGUAAAAGGUGAUCCGCCAUUUUGUAACGAAGAAUGUGUAAUAAUAAUUUUAGUGGGUGUCAUAGUUAGCGUUUGAAAGUUGCAAAAUGUAGUGAAGCUCCACAUAUCCUCUGGCCAGUUAUACUUGUUCCGAUCGAGCAGAAUAUGGAAUCGGUGAUAACCCAGGUGACGAAGGAGUCGGCGGACCAAACCAACGGGAACAAUAAGGCCUCGCUCCUCAGACGCAGGUUUAACUCUCCUCUCCCUCCCUCCACCUCAUCUUCCUCCUCCUCCGAACCUGGCAAUAACACCACUGCCAACAAUAAGGAACAGGGCCCCCCAGGACAGGAAUCCAACAGCCCCCCACCAAAGGCCACCCCAACCAAGUCCAAUUUCUUCACAAAGCUUUUCAAAUGUUGGUGCUGUGGGAGAACUCGACGGCGGAGUGAACGUUGUGGCGCAGUUUUGAAUGGUGGCGCAGAUGGUGAUCACGAUAAUGACCACAAUUCACGACAGUUAGCCGUCCCCACUUUGUAUAAUAAUGGGGCCGUUGGUGACAAUCAGUCUUCCUCUUCCAAUCACACGGACACCAUCCUUCAACAUAGUCCUCCACCAGGGGGUUACCUUCUUCCGCAGUUGCAUCUGGAUGACCUAACCAAACCGUGUAUGGUCAUCGAUUUAGAUGAAACUCUCGUUCAUUCUAGUUUUAAGCCCAUUGGUAACGCAGAUUUUAUUGUCGAUGUCGAAAUAGACGGUGUAAUACACCAAGUGUAUGUGGCAAAGAGGCCCUACGUCGACGAGUUUUUACAAAAGAUGGGACAGCUUUAUGAAUGCAUCCUCUUUACCGCAUCCUUGGCAAAAUACGCAGAUCCCGUAGCUGACCUUCUCGAUAAAUGGGGAGUGUUUCGAUCCAGAUUAUUUCGUGACGCGUGUGUGUUUCAUCGUGGUAAUUAUGUUAAGGAUUUGAACAAAUUAGGAAGAAGUUUACAACGGGUAAUAAUUGUGGAUAAUUCGCCAGCAAGUUAUAUAUUUCACCCGGAUAACGCAGUCCCUGUGGCAAGUUGGUUUGACGAUAGUUCAGACACCGAAUUACUAUACCUCAUCCCAUUUUUCGAAAGGCUGAGUUCUGUCGAAAAUGUCUAUACUGUACUACGCAACUCGAACCAUCCGUUCAAUAAUACAUUAAAAGAUAUACCUGUAAAUAAGGAAACAGACGACGAUUCUAGAUCAGAUAACUCUAAGCAGUUUGAUGAUAAGUCAUAGUGCUUACUCCAGGCCUAUGGUCCAAUUGUGGGAGUAUUAGCUUUGCAAAAAAGUGACCUUAAACGUUUCAAUUAAAUAGAUCUUUAGCUGUGUGUGAACGUAUUAAUGUCCAUUUUCGAACUUUUGUAUGUCUCACGAAACCGAGUAAUAAAACCACCGCUCUACGUUUUAAACUUUACAGAAAUCUUGAUGCUGUGAUGUUUACCUAUUAUUUCUAAUCUUAGGAUUUGGCAGCUUUGAAUUACGUCAGCUACAUACGUAUGAUAUUAAAUUAUAUAAGAUUUUUUCAUAGAAAGAAAUGCAAGUUUUCCAUUUAUCUUAAUUAAAAAUAAAACCUGGUAAACUCGGCGUUAGAUCCAAAUUUGUGCACGUUUAUUUUACCUUUAAAUCAAUUUGUUUUGUUCCAACUACAACAACUAAAAUGAGAUGAAUGCAAGUAAAAGUUUGUAAUCACAGAGCCCUGUAUAUCCGUCACUACUACUAACAAUAAGUAGACAAAAAAAUUGGGUUUAGCUAUCAUUUAAGCAAUAUUUUAAAAAUACUGACUUAUGUAUGCUGCUCAAAUUCCGUGUAAUCAUAUUAUUGAUCAACUUAUUAUACUCUCACUUUUUGUUUUAAAUGUUUUUCUGUAGACACUUGACAAUAAUAUAGAAAUGAACAUGCGAUCGCG
This is a messenger RNA of Folsomia candida, 1961 nucleotides long. RefSeq names its product CTD small phosphatase-like protein. Bases 194 to 1291 code for a protein of 365 amino acids. The transcript has 7 exons. The record is from RefSeq and is a predicted model, not a curated record. NCBI's taxonomy places the organism in Eukaryota, Metazoa, Arthropoda, Collembola, Entomobryomorpha, Isotomidae. Gene Ontology annotation, molecular function: RNA polymerase II CTD heptapeptide repeat phosphatase activity.